Orussus abietinus is the source of this 624-nucleotide messenger RNA. RefSeq names its product MD-2-related lipid-recognition protein. NCBI's taxonomy places the organism in Eukaryota, Metazoa, Arthropoda, Insecta, Hymenoptera, Orussidae. The record is from RefSeq and is a predicted model, not a curated record. Gene Ontology annotation, biological process: sterol transport. Bases 52 to 531 code for a protein of 159 amino acids. The transcript is spliced from 4 exons. Gene Ontology annotation, molecular function: sterol binding.
UUGACCGUCGAGACGGGCUCGCAUCACUUGGCAUCGAACCGCGGAUCCAGAAUGUCCACCGGGUCGGCUUCUCUCCUCUUCCUGGCGCUCUUCCUGGUGGCCUGCUUGCACGCGGAAGUGGUGCAAUGGAGACCCUGCACCUACCCGGACCCCAACACCCCGUUGAACUGCACGAUUCACGAGGUGCGCGUCGACCCUUGCAAAGAGGCUCCCGAGGGAAAGCCGUGCCGCAUUAGGAGGGGUCAUGACGCAAACAUCAGUUUUGACUACACCGCAGAGUUCGAGGGUGACAAGCUGGAGGGUCGCGCCUACUGGGCCAAUCAGGUGGUAGACCUGCCAUUCCUGGGGAUGGAAACGGACGCUUGCGUGGCCACCCCUUGUCCCGCCACCCCCGGGAAGAAGCAGACCUACGAGUUCCGUCUGCCCCUCGCAAAAAAGUUGCCGGUGAGAACCUACGACGUCAAGUGGAAGCUGUGGAACGACAAGGAGCAGGAGUGCUGUCUCAUAGUGCAGGUAAAACUGACCAAGUGAAGAUUCUCCUCUGCGACUCCUAAGAUGUGCCUAGCCAGUCGAUUAAACUGUACGGAAUAAAAUGAAAACCGAGUACAGUCUUUAACCCCGAAA